AUGGCAACUCCAACAACUUUCCUUGCCAUUGCGCUUGGACUCCUGGCCAUCGACGCCGCCAUCGAGCUUGGCUUUGUCACCAGCAUGGUAGCUUUCCUUCAUAGCGGAGCUCCCAGCGGUGUCUACGAGGUGCGCUCGUCGUCAUCGACCUCAACUUACAACAUCUCCGGCGUCCCGUUGCGUCUCCUCGUCAACCAGGGCCACACCAGCAACGGUGCUGCUGGAACCGCGUUGGUUCUGAUCUGCAUCGUCGGUGUCAUCGCAUUAACCGGUCGCCGGCUUCUGCUGUCCCCUAGCAGCCGCAAAGGCGGUGUUAGUGCUACGCUGGCAGCUGUGCUCUACUACGUCUGGGUCGCCCUUCAAAUCCCGGCGCUGCUAUUGACUGUUGGUGCUCUUGGCUACGUCUUUACGGUCACACACCGCCACAGCGGCCAGACCAUCGACCAGAACGUUGCAGCCCAGAUCCAUGAUGCCGCCACUCAAAAGUAUCCACUCGACUCCUGGACACCACAGAGCUGGUUUUCUGCUGUUACCGAACAGCUAACAUUCGUCGACCCCGGCCUGCGUGCCAAUCUCAUCCGCCACCUUCGCAUCAUGCGCGGGUGGCAGUACAACCUGAUCCCGUUGUUUCUCCUGCAGCUGGCCGAGACCAUUGCCGCGAUUCUCGAUUUCCGUCACUGGCGCAACGGCUCGUAUAACCACUCGUACAACCGUAAGCAGAGUGGCAGCUACGACGGACCCCAGACGUCCCAGGUCUGA
Messenger RNA from Grosmannia clavigera kw1407, 759 nucleotides. RefSeq lists its product as uncharacterized. The transcript has a single exon. The coding region runs from base 1 to 759 and encodes 252 amino acids. The record is from RefSeq and is a predicted model, not a curated record. NCBI's taxonomy places the organism in Eukaryota, Fungi, Ascomycota, Sordariomycetes, Ophiostomatales, Ophiostomataceae.